This is a messenger RNA of Aspergillus pseudonomiae, 951 nucleotides long. RefSeq names its product MBL fold metallo-hydrolase. The record is from RefSeq and is a predicted model, not a curated record. The coding region runs from base 47 to 937 and encodes 296 amino acids. NCBI's taxonomy places the organism in Eukaryota, Fungi, Ascomycota, Eurotiomycetes, Eurotiales, Aspergillaceae. Gene Ontology annotation, molecular function: sulfur dioxygenase activity. Gene Ontology annotation, biological process: glutathione metabolic process; hydrogen sulfide metabolic process. The transcript has a single exon.
CUGAAAACACACAUUAAAAUAACUGCACUCAAACUUUACCACGACUAUGGAACCCACUGUGCAUUCAAUCUUCGAGAAACGAACAUCCACCUGGCAGUAUAUUGUGGCAUGCCCGGAAACGCGCGAAGCAGUCAUUAUCGACCCGGUACUGGACUAUAGCCAGGAGCACCUAACGAUCAAUACAACCUCCGCCGAUAGCCUUCUAGAUGUGAUCAAUUCACACAACUACAAAGUAGUCCGCCUCCUCGAGACCCACGCUCAUGCCGAUCAUCUUACCGCAGCUUCUUACCUCCAAUCACGACUACAGGCGCAUGGUACCAAAGUUCCUGUGUGCAUAGGACGAAGGAUUCGCCUGGUCCAAGACACAUUUGCGAAGCGAUAUGGUGUCCAGGCUGAUGAACUAGACCAUGCGUUCGACCAUCUACUAGCGGACGAUGAGACCUUCCCUAUUGGCAACCUCACAGCAAAAGUCCUACAUUUGCCGGGCCAUACCCCCGACCAUGUGGGCUAUUUCAUUGGUAGCAACGUGUUUGCAGGCGACUCUAUAUUCAAUCCGGACGUUGGUAGCGCUCGCUGUGAUUUCCCUAACGGAGACGCUGAAGCUUUAUAUCAAUCCAUGCAAAAGCUGCUCGAGCUCCCUGCAGAGUUCAAACUGUACACCGGCCAUGAUUAUCCGCCAUCUACAUCGUCCACGAGUCGAGAGCCCAUGCCUUUUGCGACCGUGAAAGAGCAGCGAGAAAGAAAUAAACACGUAGCAGGGAGCCGUGAGGAGUUUGUUGCAUGGAGGCAGACCAGAGACUCGGGUCUACAGGAGCCAAGACUCCUUCACCAGGCUUUACAGAUCAAUAUUCGCGGAGGAAAGUUGCCUCGGAGCCCCGAUGGUAGCCGGAGGAUCUUCCUGCAGGUUCCUGUUACAUUGCCGGAGAAUUUGGCUUAGUUGAGCUAGUGUAC